Messenger RNA from Pelobates cultripes (western spadefoot toad), 21918 nucleotides. The record is from the annotation of a GenBank genome assembly. Lineage: Eukaryota; Metazoa; Chordata; Amphibia; Anura; Pelobatidae.
UAGGAAGAGACUGGGGAGAUGUUUGGAUUUAAAGAGACCUGUCAGGCUGGUUAGAAGGAGACUCUGGCAGGUAGGUGUGUGUAUACACAGCUCUGAUAAAGUAUUCACAAAUAUACUGUGUGAAUUUUAAUGUAACUGCUUUAUAAAUACAUUAACAUGGAUACUACAGUCCUGUCUUAAUUCAGAUUAUGUUACAUGGGAUUCCAUACAGAAUCCAGGAUUUCUGUAUAUAAUUAUUGUAAAUAAUAGAAAUACUGACUGCAGAAUGCAGGUUAAAGUAGCCAGGCUGGGAUUGUUAGACCAGAUUAGCUAUGUUUGGGCUAAUUUAAGGAAUACAACCCUUAGUGAUCUUAUUAUGUACAAUUAUUUAUAUAGAAUGUAAUAUAUAUUUUUAUAAAGUGUGCACGUGGCUAUCUUACAGUGUCUGCUCCAAAUGACUAUAUUCCAUGCAAAUAUAUACCAAUAUGAACACACACAGUCUAUAUUUGUAUAGUAACCACAAAAUUAGCAAUCAUUGAGUGUUUCAUUGUGGAAUAGUGAGAAGAAUAGAACUACAUUAUUAUAUACCAAAUAAAACAACUUUUAUUUAGAGCAAACUUUAAAAAUAAAAACACAUCUUGUACAAAGAGUGGAACAUCACCUAAAUAGUGCGUAAAAAAAUUGGUCACAUAAUUUUAAUAGUACAAUAACCAUUUAUGACUAUAAAAUGAAUGCUUUAGAAUUAGAUGCACUUUGUUUUAUUUGUAGCUUGGCAGAGUAUGUUUAUGUUAAAAUCAGACGUGUCAUUAGAUGCCAUUAUAUGGGCAUGUAAUAAAUCUAUAUCUGCAUUCACACGCUAUCUGUGACCUCCUCUCCAGAUAACUGUAUAUUUAUGUACAAAAAGAGCAUAGUUCAUGGUCAGGCUAUUUCAGUUAAACUAUGCAGUGCUUUUUAUUGAUGAGUUUAUCUGUAAAAGGGCAGUCUAGGCACUAUGACCACUAUAAACAUACAAAAUGAAGCCUUGCGCUUAAACUCCUAUACCACCAUAACCACUGUAGCUUGCUGUACUGAUUACAGUGCUAGAAGCCCUUUGGACCGUCAAAUGGUAAGCAGUCUAACCGUUUUGUAAAUGUUGGACAGUUAUCUGGGUCCUGUCAGUUUCAUCUGAUCCCGUCUUCUUUUGUGAUUAGUUUAACUAGUUAAUUUUGUCCAAAUAUGUACCAAGUUGAUAUAUAAAGUUUUGAAGUGGUCAUGGUGCAAGGAAUCUGUAUGUGCAGUGUUUUUAGUAAAAUUAACGCUGCAUAUCUUGAGAUAUUUUAUGCUGCUCCACCUCUGUUUUCAUUAGCCAACCCUGACCAAAUGUUCUGGGUGGCAAAUGUUAAUUCUGGACGAGGUUCAUUUAUUGACUGAGAGUGCCCAGCUUACAUUCUUAGCUUAUGAAUGAACAGCAGUAUUCAAGGUACGUAAAACAUUAUUUAUAACGUUUUUUAACAUAGACCUAGAACACCUAGAUGCCGCAUUCUGUGCUGAGGAAUGCGGCAGCCAUCUAAGGGUUCUUCAAUAGCUUCUAAGGGUUCUUCAAUAGCUUCAGUAGAGCGGCAACCGGUCCAAAAUGGCUGCCGCAUUCCUCGACGCUCAGCACACAAUUCCAUAGACGUGCGCCGUCUAUGUGUUCUAUGUCUAUGUUUUUUAAAGCAUUUGGAGUAGGGGUCCUAAAGAAUAGUGCCCAAAAUAAUAACCGUUAAAUAACAUAAUGCAUCUUUUUGAACAAUAAAUUAUUUUGACUUAUUUUCCGUCAUUCCCAAUGGUGGAGUUUACCUGCUUAGUACACCUCCCAUAAAGUUAUUUCACACAGCCCAUUUUAAUGUACACUUCAAUGCUCUUUCCUGUACAUCUUAAACCCCAAAUUCUCUUAAAUCAUAUAAAAAAUUUAUGUUACUUUCCUACAUUACAGGCUUCAUAAACAUUGUGAACAUUAAAAAUGGCAGACAAGAUAAAAAUCUCACGAACAAGUGAAUUUGAGUUUGGAGGACCAAUUGGUGAGUGUCUUGUUAUGUUUUAAUUUGUGACUGAGAUGCCUAUGGUACCUAUAGAAUAGGUUGCAGAAUAUGUUUGCUAUAUUGGCAGGGUUAUUCACUAAUGUGUGAAAUGUGAGCAAUUAAAAGUAAAUUUCCAAAUUUAGGCCACAAUCACAGAGCUGGAUACAUUCUCCAAGUCAACUUUCAGGGUUAUCACUAAAAUGAGAAUUCAAAGUGAUUUCCAAAUUUAAGGUCAAAAUAGCCCAACUAGAGGGGGCUGGGCCUGACUGCCAUGCUGAUCAGAUACACUUAAUUAGAGAGUUAUUAAUGUCACUUUUUGCUGAUUUAUUGCCUGCAGUGCAUGCAUAUAUCUGGCUUGAAGCUACUUAUUAGUCCUGAGGGCACCAGACUAUACUUCUUAGAAGCAGCUCUGAUGAUAAUAAGGGGAUUUUGAAAGGAGCAGACCUGCGGCCUUCAAGUGGUUUACUAACCACAGAUGAGAUGGAAGCUGCAAAUCCCUCCACCUGUUACCUAUCUAUGAUUUGCAGCCUGUAUCUGGAUCCCAACUAUUUCACCCCGCCAAUGAGGGUUAUCCCAGAAAUUAUCGGGUUAUUGUGGCUCAAAAAACAAGCUGUGUCCUGUCAUAUCUAAUAUGGCAGAGGCUGCGUAGCUGUUCCACCCCCAGGGCCAGCAAUCUUCUACUCCGGACAAACUACACCAGUUAUUUGAAAAAUUUUGAGCCAAGCUCAGCCGAUAAUUAAUACUCAAUUGAUACUGACCUUCCCUCUGAGUCCCUCACUGAGAGUGUCUCACCCUGGGAGAAGACGCACCCAAGGGAAAACGCUGGGCCAUACCUCCCCACGAUUCUGAAGGCCCCAGCAUCUUCUGUUUUGCCUACAAGUGAUAAUUCGGACCAAGCCAAACUGCCACCUAUAUACUGGACAGCAGAGGUCAAAGACAUACCCAAAGCCUUGAGAUUGCAAUGUGCCGCUGUGGAUCUUUCUGACUGGGUCUGGGCCUAUGGCCAUCUGGCAGACUGUCAUUAUCUGGGGUUCUGUACAGUCCAGGGUGGGCAUAGGUUGAUCCAUGACCAGGACUGUCCUGAAGGCAACCUGCCAUCUUACCCCUCUUUAACUGGAACACAGUACUGCCACCACAUAACCAAGAUAUGGCUUUGAUUAAUGUAGCUAUUUUAUUUAUUUUUUCUCUAACAUAAAAUGGGGUAUUGCUUAUCUGUAUGCAUAUAUGCUGUCCAUAGUUGCUCUUUGACAUUCUUUGUCUAACUUCUAAUAUUAUUGUCCUGCAUUUACCUCAAUAAAAAAAGUGAAUGACAAAGAAAAAGAAAACAUUAUCCAACAUGAAAAAAAAUUGUAAGUCUGCUAUGCUUUCACCUCUGCUAAUCUGGUCUUAAAUUUGAAAUUCACUUAAAAUUCACAUUGGAUUCUCACUUUAGUGAAUAAGUCUGGUUUCCAGUUCAGCUAUUUUGACCUGAAAUUUGAAAUUCAGUUUGACUUACGGACAAAUCACACAUUGACAUGAAUAACCUGGACAGUUUUCUUGAGUUGGUAACCAGUUUGCAAAAUAUAGGUAAAAUUAGCACAGAGAUUGCUAUUUUGGCAUAUAUUUUUCAAGUUCUUGGUCAAUGUACAACAUUUAAAGAAUUUCUUUGAUUCCAUGUAACAGGCAUUUUACUGUCUGUAGGUGCGUUCCUGCUUUUGUUUGUGAUUCCUGGUACAGUAUUCUACCUUCUGCUGACAUGUAACACAGAGGAAGCCAGUGUGCUACGUAUUCCGGGUCCUUUGCCUCCUCUCGAGACUCUGUGGGACACAACCGCUGUGACCGUCCUGCUGGCCUGGAUCUCAUUUCAAGCUAUAUUAUAUAUGCUACCCAUGGGGAAGGUAAACACUCUAUACAAACUACUUCACAUAUUUAAAUGGCAAUAAUAAACACUACAGACUGGAAGUGACCCACCCCCAUUUUUAAGCAAUAUAUAAAAAUAUAGCCCCCUUACAUUGAUCACCCACAACAGCAAAACCACUUAUACAUUAAAUUAAAAGGACUUGGGGACAAUCAUAGAUCACAAACUAGGCAACAGUAUGCAAUGCCGGUCUGCCUUUGCAAAAGCUAGUAAAGUGCUUUCAUUUAUAAAAAGGGUUAUUGAGUCACGUGAUCAAAAUAUAAUUUUUUCCUCUUUAUAAAUGAAUGGUAAGUUCUUACUUUGAAUAUGCUAUUCAAUUUUGGGUACCAGAUUUAGAGAAGAAUAUUGCAGAACUAGAAAGUGCAGAGGCGAGCAACAAAAUUAGUAAGGGGAAUGGAAAACAUUAGUUAUGAGGAAAGCUUAAAAACUGGAUUUGGUUUAAUAAGAAAAAAGGCGCCUCAGAGGGGAUAUGAUAGCACUAUACAAAUAUAUAUAUAUUCACAGGGUCAGUACAAACCGCUAUGUGCUAACCUGUUCAUUAGCAAGAACAGACAAGAGGUCACUCGUGACUGGAAGAAAGGUGUUUUCGCUUAAGCAGAGGAAAUGGUUCUUUACCGUAAGAACAAAGAUAAAGAAGUAAAUGCUCUGCCUUAAGAGCUUGUUUUAUCAGAUUUUAUACAUAAAAAAAGGCUUGGAUGCAUUUUGCGUAAACAGAAUAUUCAAGGAUAUAAUUGAUAUGUAUGUAAAUAGGUUGUUGAGCCAAGGAGAAAUCUGAUUGCCAUUAUGGAGUCUUUUAGAUCAACAACAUAAAAGACUGGGUUUCAAGGUUGAACUUGAUAGACUUUAGUCUUUUUUCAACCUAGACAACUAUGUUCAUCCUGGCCAUUAAUGAAGCACUGUAAGCACCAUAGCCACUUCAGCCCUCUAGUGGUUAUGGUGCAAGCAUGUACCUGGUGAUAUCACUCAAUUUCUAUUAAAUUUGCUUGACCCUCCAUUUUUCUACAGAAACACUAUUUUGUCAACUUCUUCUAUAGCAGCACUCCACUACAUAUAGACAUUCACCCUCCCUGUCAUUUUUUCAUGUUAAAAUUAUGCACUAACCAAUAUAAAUAACCAAUAUGAAUAUAAUAACCAAUAUGGAAAUAACUAAUAUGAAUAUAAUGUUUCUUCCUAUUUACAGGUAGUUGAAGGAAUCCCCUUAAGAGAUAAAACCCGUUUGAAAUAUAAAAUUAAUGGUAAGAAAAUAGCAACACUUUGCACAAGUAUUCACUCUCCUUGGAUGUUUGCAUAUUUUAUGUGAUAAAGGGGGGGUUAUUGGCUUGCAGGCUCCAUGCAUCCUCAACGUUUCUGAUUACAUAGAAAUCAUCAGGAGUGAUGACUUCACACUAGGCUUAUUAAGCUGCAGUGAGGAGUCUGUUCUGGCACUGGCUUACACCUUUGUUUUCAAUGGCUUUUCUAUGUGUUUUUUUAUUUGCUGGCAGUACUCAGACGGACACUCCACUGCCCAUAUACAAAAUAAAUAUAACUCACUGUUUUGUAGAUAUACCCCAAGUGAAACCUUGCAAGAAUUUAAUUAUGCAUUUUUUCAUUAGGGAUAUAUCUAAAAACAGCUUGCAAAAUCUGCCGCCUUGUCUGCAGCCAUUGCAAUCCCUCCUCUUCUAACCCCGCCCAGACUUUCCGUAGUUGUCCAAUCACAGACUUGCCAAUGCAGCUCAGUGAGAAGUCUGCAAGGCAGUUGAGGGCAAUUAAGUUUAACUCCACUGAGCUAACCAAACCAUGAAGUAACAGGACCUGUUGUCAGUUGGAAAGUCAAGGGGUGUACCCAUUUUAAUUUAUAAAAGUGUCAAUUUCUAUUGAAAUCUGCACUUUUUGCAAAAUGAAAAAAAAACAACACAUUCCUCAUACAUAAAGCUUUUUAGCAAGCAAAAGUGCUUUAGAGGUGUGGAGUGACCCCUUAACCAACUUGGGAGAACAGGUUGAAUUUUUGCUUUUUUUAGGGGGGGGGGAAGACAGGGCCAGAUUAAGAGCCCAGUGGGCCUGGAGCUGACAAUUAUGAUGGGGCCUAUUUACAGAAUCUUAUCGACCAAAACCACUAAAACAACCAUACCUCCCAAGCGUCAUUUAUCUGAUGUAGAUGGCGUUGGAGGGAAACUCAAAUGAUGCAGCUAUAUGAAAACACAUACUCUAUGCUAAUCUCUCUCUAAUUUAUGCUUUCAUCUUUCAAGUAAAUCCAGAACCCCUAACAGCAGUGUCCAGUGAAACAGGAAGUCAAAGGGAAGGGUAAAAGGGUGUGCCACUGACACAAAUCACGUGACCAGACCUACCAAAAGGGGUGAACAUGCCCAAAAAGGGGGCAUGUCUGUCCAAAGAAUUGGAAGGCCAGCCUGGCAUGAAUGCUGUCCAACUAAGGGCAUACUAUGCAGGCAGCACCCAGAGCUUGACAUAAAUGCAUCAAAUGAUGCGCCUACUACACGCUUUCUAAGGACUGUCCCCUAGCACUCACAUGUCCACUUGCCUCCUUAUUGUCUUACUGGCAGGCAGAAGUUCCUGGUAUAUAGUCUGGGACAGAGUAAAGGUGUAUGUAGUGAGUGUAGAAGAAAGGGGACAUGCCACAGUGUUAGAGAAACCAAAGUCUGCAUUACCUAAACUAAUUUUAUUGUCAGCCAGUCCACACAAGUUUUGUUGCCAUACAUCCCUCUUACACUUCCAAACUUAAAGGCACACUAUAGUCACCAGAACAACUACAGCUUAUUGUAUUUGUUCUGGUAAGUAGAAUCAUUCCCUUUAGGCUUUUUGCAGUAAACACUGUCUUUUCAGAGAAAAUAACUCCACUGGCCACUCCUUAGAUGGCUGCUAGAGGUGCUUCCUGGGGCAGUACUGCCUAGUGUGCAUCACUGCCAUUCAGUGUCUACACCCUCUGCAUGCAGACAGUGAACUUUCCUCAUAGAGAUGCAUUGAUUCAAUUAAUGAGGAGAUGCAGAUUGGCCAGGGCUAUGUUUGACUUGUGCUAGCUCUGCCCCUAAUCUGCCUAGUUGACAGUCUCAGCCAAUCCUAUGGGGAAGCAUUGCAGUUUGCUCAGACCACCACUUCUGAUGAUGUCAGCAGACAGAAUCAGUUCAGAGGCAGAGCAAGCAGCUGCAAACUACAGAAUACAAGUAAGAUUUUACUAUAUUUAGGGAGGCAAGAAGGGGCCAAGGGGGCAAGAUGGUGGUUUUUACAUUAUAGGGUCAGAAAUACAUGAUUGUGUUCCUGACCCUAUAGUGUUCCUUUAAGCAAGAGUAUGUGAAGAGUAGUUAGGGUUGCCACCUUUCUUGAAAAAAAAAAAUACCAGCCUAAAUCAUUUGUAUAAUUAGUUAUGCGUGACAUCACAUGAUGUAAAUCACAAGGAGUGGCAUAAGAGAAAAUUCUGUAAAGCAGUUUGAUUCUGCUGAAUAGAGGAAUUGCUCCCAGUGUCUCCCUGUCUCCCAGUCUCGCAAGUCACCCAGUAUCUCAGUGCCCCUAUGUAUCACAGUGUCCCCAUGUCGCCCAGUCCCCUAGUCUCCCAGUGUCUCAAUGUCCCCAUUUCUCCCAGUGUCCCCAUGUCUCAGUGUGUCCCCAUGUCACUAGGAUACUAGGGGACACAGUGAGACAUGGGGACACUGGGAGACAUGGGGGCACAUGUGAAUACAGACAUGGGGACACUGGGAGACAUGGAGACCCUAGGAGACAUGUGGACACAGACAUUUGGGGACACUGGGAGAAAUGGGGACACUGAAACAUUUGGGGAAAUAAGACACUAGGGACACAGAGACAUGGGAACACAGACAGUGGGAGACUAGGGGACACUGGGAGACAUGGGAUACUGAGACACUAGGGACACUGGCUGGGAGACAGACAGUUGGGGACACUAGGAGACAUGGGGACACUUGUGGACAUAGACAUGGGAGACAUGGGGACACUGAGAAACAUGGGGACACUGAGAAACAUGGGGACACAGACACUGGGAGACAUGGGGACACUGAGGACACUGGCUGGGAGACAUGGGGACACUGGCUGGGAGACAUGGGGACACUGGCUGGGAGACAUAGGGACUCUGAGUCAAUAGGGACACUGAGAGACAUGAGAACACAGACACUGGGAGACUAGGGGAAACUGAGAGCCAUGGGGACACUGAGUCACUAGGGACACUGGCUGGGGGACAUGGUGACACUGUGUCCCUAGUGUCUGUGUCCCAAUGUCUCAGUUUCUCCCAAUGUCCCUAUGUCGCACAGUGUCCCCAUGUUUUCCAGUGUCCCCAAGUAUCUGUGUCCCCAGGUCUCCCAGUGUCCCCUAGUGUCUCUGUCCCCAUGUGUCUCAGUGUCCCCAGGUCUCCCUGCAGACUUUCACCCCAUCCCUCACUUACCUGAGCUAUAGAGCUGCUGUCUGGACUCUCUCUGCUGUGUAGCUGCUCCCCCACGGAUCAGUGAGUAGUAGAGAGAGGCAGGGAUAUGCUGUGACCCCUACUGGCCGGUGCUGGUAUUGCAGAGUAAUGUUCGUUUAUACUGAGAAAAUUACCUGCAUUUGUAUUUCCGGUAUUACUGCAAUACCGGCACAGCCAGGAAGCCUCAAAUACCGGCUGUGCCAGUAAAAUACCAGUCAGGUGGCAACGCUAAGAGUAGUGUUUUUUAAAAAAAUAAAUAAAUAAAAAAGUUAAUUUUUACAUUUUUUUUAAAUGGGCCUAUUACAUGGGCCUGGGCUUGGAGCUCCAGCUCCAUCAGCCCCUAUGCUAAUCCAGCCCUGGGGGGCAAGGGGGGAGAUUUGUAUUUAUUCAUAUGUAAAUUAUCACUUGGGGCAGGACUGAACCAACCUCUACCUUGCUUGCUUCCCAUUAUGAAGUGGGUUGAAUUUAUUCUGUGUAUGAGAGCUUGUAUGCGCCUUUCAUCAUGUAUGCUAACGUUAAGCUAACAAAGUUAUGCCAUGUGUCCCCCUGCAGCGUUUCAUGCCAUGGUUGUGAGCUUCCUGCUGGCAGGUGUUGCGUUUGUACUGAAAUUGCCUCUUUCCUACGUCUAUGACCAUUUCCUACAGUUGGCUGUGGGUGCGGGAUUCCUGGCUCUAGCCCUCAGCAUCUUCCUGUAUUUUAAGGCCCUGGCAGCACCUGAUUCUGCACUGGCCCCAGGCGGUAAUUCAGGUAUCUAACAUUGUACUAUCCGUAUUUACUUUUAUUCAUUCAUUUGACUCUUGCUCUCCAUCCACAUCUAUAAUUAUUAAAGUCUGGUCUCUAUGUACACCAUUUGGAUUGUCAAAUUACAGGCAGAGUCACAAAACAUACUGUAUUCUUGUGUUAAACUGUUAUUAUUCCCUUAAAUCACUGUAUCCAUUGCUGCAGAAUUUGUUGACACUGCGUGGGGUACGGUUGAUUAUAAUUCAGCCAUUUGCUCCCUCAGGUAAUCCCAUUUACGACUUCUUCAUUGGACACGAGCUGAACCCUCGAAUUGGCUCCUUUGAUUUGAAGUAUUUCUGUGAGCUGCGUCCUGGACUUAUUGGUUGGGUGAGUAUGUGGUUUACUGCUCUGUGAUGUGUCUGGUCCUAAUAGAAUUGGUUUCAUAUUGCUUCAGAUGUUCGAUUAACAUAUCAUCUUGCUAAUUGUUCCUUGUAGUUUAUUUGCUGGCAGUCUUAUCUUCUGGCUGUGGGUACGUAGCCUGCCCUUAUCCCCCUGUUUUCAUCUUUAUGGAUAUUUUUUAAUAAUGAUCAUUAAAGAAACAAUAAUGUGUUAGGAAUAUAAUCGUGUAUUCCUAAUGCCUUUGUGUUUCUGAUCCUAUCUACGAAGCCCGUCCCCCCCCACUCCAUUCCCUUUUUGACAGAAAAACAGUUUUAAGAAUUGUAUUUGCUCACCUUAUUCAAGUGCUGAGGUUACCUUGGCAUUGCUCGCCUCGAGUAACUGUGCGUAUGAUAACCACUAGAGGAGGAUUUAACCCUGCAAUGUAAACAUUGCAGUUUCUAAAAACAUAUCAAACGGUUAACAUGCAGGGUCACUUUUUUACAUUACAGGGUUAAACCUACAAAAUCACAGCACCCAGGCUAUUUUAUUGAGAGGAAGUGGGCUUGGUGACUUUAGUGGUCCAUGAGUGGUGGAGAGACUGAUGCAACAGAGGGACAUACUUUCAUGAAUUGGGGCAGUGCCCCUUCUGGCUGGUUUGCAAACUAACUGGAAUAUCUAUGUGCAUAUCCGUUUAACAAUGGGAUGUUCUGCGAUGUUAAUGCAAGUUCAUUUUAUUGAAUGUGUCUGUGCAUUGAUGCUUAAAACUAAUGUGAGCGCUCCAAAAAAAAGUCUUCACCGUUCUCAAUCUGCAUUGGCAAAUGAAAAACAAAUUGUAUCAAGUAUUAUGAAUACAAAGUAACAAAAAAUGUUGCAUAAGAACUUCCAGAUAUAUUAUCAUGUGGUGAUGGAUCUCGUCAAAUAUUUAUCAAGCAAAAAUCUCUAUAACCACGAAGCACUAUAUGUGGAUAGGUGGAAACAGCUAUUUAUUCGCUAAAUAUAAAAGACAUUUAAAAUCCAGUCACAUCAAAGGUGCAAAUCUACAUAAUAUCAUAAAUAGACAAGACAUCAAUGAAAAUCAUACACGUGUAAUUAAUAUAAAACAUAGAUCAGACAUAAAACCAAUUAGAAAAUGACAAGGUUAAACUGUAUCAGAGUGCCAGGACAAGAAUCUGUUAGACAGUGUGGAGGCCCCUACACUGAUAGUAGCCUAUGUCCAAAAAAAUCGGAACUGAGAGAUCCGUUGUCAUAGACAAGAUAAUCAAAAAAAAUAUAGAAAGUUGUACCCGGAUGGCAGGGAGCUCUGAAACCCACCAAAUGUCUCUGUAUCAACUAAGGGAGCUGCACUGGAACUGGCUUUAAGUCUGAAAAAAAAACUAUGGGGGUAAGCCAGAACAAGUUACCCAGUACGCUGUACUUCACGUGAGGCUGGGGGAGCACGCCAACCUGCCCGCCAAGAGGUAAGUAUGUUUGCGUCACUUUGACAGGCAGCUUCUGUGACCGAGAAUCGCUACCGGGUCAUAAAAAUCAUGCUGGAGAUGCAGUGAAUAGUAUAAUAAAAAAGACAGUCUACCCGUUUCGUCUUAUCAUAAGACUUUCUCAAGACUAAAGUCUAUUAGAAUGAUGCUGACUAUAUAUACACUCUAGUUCAAAGUUAACCUAUAUCGGUGAUGACAUCAUCGUUCGUAAAAGGGGAAUUUCUUUGCUCCACCAAAAAUAAUCAAUCUCCACUUCUUAUCGUACAGGGCUAAUUAACACUACUUUAAAGUCAUCACCAUUCUUAUUAAUUAAUUAAAUGUAUUUUUAUUAUUAUAGUGUUGUAAUUUUUAUUUUUGGUGGAGCAUUAUUUAGUAAAAAUGCCCCGUUUUACAAACUAUGAUGUCAUCACCGAUAUAGGUUAACUAUAGUGCAGAUUGAGAAUGGUGAUGACUUUUUUUGGAGCACUCACAUAUUAGUUUUAAUCAAUAUUUUAUGUUAAAGGGACACUAUAGUCACCAGAACAACUACAGCUUAUUGAAUUUGUUCUGGUGAGAAAAUGCAGUGUUUACAUUACAGCCUAGUGAUAACUUCACUGGCCACUCAUCAGAUAUCUGUUAGAGAUACUUCCUGGGUCAUGGCUGCCUAAAAUGCAUCCAAACAUUCAAUGUCUCCUCCCUCUGCAUGCAGACACUGAACUUUCCUCUUAGAGAUUAAUUGAUUCAAUUCAUCUCUAUGAGGAGAUGCUGAUUGGCCAGGGCUGUGUUUGAGUUGUGCUGGCUCUGUCCCUGAUCUGCCUCUUUGUCAGUCUCAUCCAAUCCUAUGGGGAAGCACUGUGAUUGGAUCAGGCUACCACUUCUGAUAAUGUCAGCAGAAAGCUUGUUUUUCUGAGACAAACAGCAUGCAGAGUUACAACAUCAGGCUUGAAUACAGUAAGAUGUUUCUAUAUGUAUGGAGGCAGGAGGGGCCCAGGUGGGUUAGAUGGUGGUUUUAACACUAUAGGGUCAGGACUACAUGUUUGUGUUCCUGACCCUAUAGUGAUCCUUUAAUUUGCAAGUCGCUCAUAUUUGAAUGUGAUGCAGCCCUUCAAUAUAUAAAUGUACAAUAAGAAUAUAUGAUCUUAAUUUCCCUAAUUCAGUUCCUUAUUCUAACCUUUAGUUCUGUGCAUUGAUGCUUGAAAACUUUAAAUAAAAAUUUCACAACAAAAUGGCUGCAACUUUAUAGGAUAAUGAUCAUAAGGUCUUACUAUUUCUCCCCUUGGUCCGUAGUGUUUAAUCAACCUGUGCUUCCUGGUGAAGGAGGUCGAGCUACGAGGCUCCCCGUCUCUUUCCAUGAUUUUGGUGUGUGCAUUUCAGGCUCUGUAUGUCAUGGAUGCUCUGUGGAAUGAGGUAACAUAUUUACUUGUGGUUUAUCAUCUGCCCAUUUGCUGUGCUAAAAUUUAGGAAUCAUUUGAGUGACAUUCUUUCCAUAAUUUAGACUCAGUUAAUUUGCACCUUCAAGGAAAAUACCAUGAAUUAUUUGUUUCUUUCAGAGUGAACCUAAAUUGACUUUUUAAAUUUAAGUCCAAAAUAGGUGAAAUUAAAGAAAAGCAGACUUUGGAGAUAUUUUUCAGAUUCUCCUGUUGUAGCAAAAACGUGAAAUUCACUAUCUGUUUUAUUUUAAAUUCAAAUUUAAAGGACCACUUUAGGCACCCAGAUCACCUCAGCUCAAUGAAGUGGUCUGGGUGCCAGGUCCCUCAGGUUUUCACCCUUCAGAUGUAAACAUAGCUGUGUUUACACUAGGGUUAAUCCAGCCUCUAGUGGCUGUCUCUGAAAAUCACUGUGAGAAGAAGCUGGACGUCCAUAGGAAAGCAUUGAGAAAUGUUUUCCUAUGGACUAUUUGAAUACGUGUGCGGCUCUUGCUGCGCAUGCACAGUCUGCACUGACGUCGGCAGAGGGAGGAGAGUUCCUCAGCGCCGAGGGAGCCCGGCUCUGGAGAAAGGUAAGUGUUUAACCCCUUCAGCCCAGCGGGAGGGGGUCCAUGAGGUUGGGGGACACCUAAAGACCCUAUAGUGCAAACAAGUUUUCCUGGCACUAUAGUGGUCCUUUAAGGUCAAAAUAUCCAAAAUGAAAAAAGUUGUGCUUUCAAUUUGGCAACUCUGACCUUAAGUUUGAAAUUCACUUUGAAUUCUUCCUUUAGUAAGUAAACCUGUAUGAAUUCACAUUUCAUUCCUGGCAGUUUGUUGUUUCAUGAGUUACCCUGAAGGUCAUCUGAGCGUUUUUGGUUUAGUAUUUCUUCUAAUAUUUAUAACUUUUAUAAAGUAUAUACUUUUGUAUCUUUUAUUUUCCCUUUCUCCUUCUUCAGGAGUGCAUCCUCACGACAAUGGACAUUGUCCAUGAUGGGUUUGGUUUUAUGUUGGCUUUCGGAGACUUGUGUUGGGUUCCAUUCACCUAUUCUCUGCAAGCAUAUUUCCUCGUCAGUCACCCGCAGGAAUUGGGGACUUUUGCUGCUCUAUGCAUCGUGCUGAUAAACAGUAAGUCUACAUUCUGAAAUAUUUCCUACAAAGUGUGGUUUGAUCUUAACUAAUAAAUGAAUUCAGCUAAACUAGAAGACUGCUACUAGAGUUGUGUUUAACCCUGCAACGUAACCAUUGCAGUUUCUACAAAACGGCAGUGUUAUACACUAAAGUGGUUAAAAUGACAGGACCACUGCACCCAGACAACUUCAUUGGUUCUUUAACCGUUAAAAUAAAUAUUAAUAAUACAUUCAUGUUUCUUACUUUUAAAAUGAAUCCCUGAAAAAAUAAAAGUAAAUUGUUCUAACAUAGAAACAUAGAAUGUGACGGCAGAUAAGAACCAUUCGGCCCAUCUAGUCUGCCCAAUUUUCUAAAUACUUUCAUUAGUCCCUAGCCUUAUCUUAUAGUUAGGAUAGCCUUAUGCCUAUCCCAUGCAUGCUUAAACUCCUUUACUGUGUUAACCUAUACCACUUCAGCUGGAAGGCUAUUCCAUGCAUCCACUACCCACUCAGUAAAGUAAUACUUCCUGAUAUUAUUUUUAAACCUUUGUCCCUCUAAUUUAAGACUGUCCUCUUGUUGUGGUAGUUUUACUUCUUUUAAAUAUAGUCUCCUCCUUUACUGUGUUGAUUCCCUUUAUAUAUUUAAAUGUUUCUAUCAUAUCCCCCCUGUCUCGUCUUUCCUCCAAGCUAUACAUGUUAAGAUCCUUUAACCUUUCCUGGUAAGUUUUAUCCCGCAAUCCAUGAACCAGUUUAGUAGCCCUUCUCUGAACCCUCUCUAAGGUAUCAAUAUCCUUCUGAAGAUACGGUCUCCAGUACUGUGUACAAUACUCCAAGUGAGGUCUCACCAGUGUUCUGUACAAUGGCAUGAGCACUUCCCUCUUUCUACUGCUAAUACCUCUCCCUAUACAACCAAGCAUUCUGCUAGCAUUUCCUGCUGCUCUAUUACAUUGUCUGCCUACCUUUAAGUCAUCAGAAAUAAUCACCCCUAAAUCCCUUUCCUCAGAUGUUGAGGUUAGGACUCUAUCAAAUAUUCUGUACUCUGCCCUUGGGUUUUUACGUCCAAGAUGCAUUAUCUUGCACUUAUCCACAUUAAAUGUCAGUUGCCACAAUUCUGACCAUUUUUCUAGUUUACCUAAAUCAUUUGGCUUAUCCCUCCUGGAACAUCAACAUGUUACAUAUCUUAGUAUCAUCAGCAAAAAGACAUACCUUACCAUCAAGACCUUCUGCAAUAUCACUAAUAAAAAUAUUAAAGAGAAUGGGUCCAAGUACAGAUCCCUGAAGUACCCCACUGGUGACAAGUCCAAGCUUUGAAUAUAUUCCAUUAACUACAACCCUCUGUUGCCUGUCACUCAGCCACUGCCUUACCCAUUCAAAAAUAUUGGAAUCCAAACUUAAAGAUUGCAGUUUAUUGAUAAGCCUUCUAUGUGCAACAGUGUCAAAAGCCUUACUGAAAUCUAGGUAAGCAAUGUCUACUGCACCACCCUGAUCUAUAAUUUUAGUUACCCAAUCAAAAAAAUCAAUAAGAUUAGUUUGGCAUGAUCUCCCUGAAGUAAACCCAUGUUGUCUCUGAUCUUGAAAUCCAUGUGUUUUAGAUGUUCAACAAUCCUAUCCUUUAACAUGGUUUCCAUCACUUUCCCCACUACUGAAGUAAGGCUUACUGGCCUAUAGUUGCCCGACUCUUCCCUAUUACCUUUCUUGUAAAUGGGCACAACAUUCGCUAACUUCCAAUCUUCUGGGACUAUACCUGUUUACAAUGAUUGGUUAAAUCUGUUAAUGGUUUUGCUAGUACACCACUAAGCUCUUUUAAUAGGUUUGGGUGUAUUCCAUCAGGUCCCAUUGACUUAUUUGUCUUUACUUUUGAUAGUUGAAAUAGAGCCUCUUCCUCUGUAAACUCACGUGUAAUAAAUGACUUAUUUAUCCUUUUUCUUAACUGAGGUCCCUUUCCUUCAUUUUCAUCUGUAAAUACAGAACAAAAAUAAUAAAUAAAUUCUGCAGUUUUUAUUAAUUUUUGAUUGGUUUAUUUAUUUUGAACAUGUUUUUUACUUACUUGCUUUUGAUUGCAAUAUUCUUGUACUUUGUAUGUUAGGUAUAUAUCAGUAAAAACAUAAUACAUUGUAUUUGCUAUGUCAAAAGGAAAUGAUUUGUUGUUGUUUUUUUAGCCGUGGGAUAUAUUAUUUUCCGUGGAUCAAACUCACAGAAAAAUGCCUUCAGAAGAAACCCUGCAGACCCACAAGUUGCAGGUAAGGGGCUGGCACUGACAACUUAAAGUGCUUCUUUUUGAAGUGGUCAUGGUGGUAGAAGCCGGUAUGCCCAGUGUGUCCGCUUGAAGCACUGCACAUACUGAGAUAUGUAUAAUUUUGUGCUGGUGGCUAGUUGCAUCCCCAUCACAUGUGAGUUAGGCAACCCAGAACUAUGUUCCGGCCUGCCUAAUGUCAAUUCUGUACAUAAUUUAUGUAUGUUUUCAGCAUACACACAAGCUUUUCCCUUUCUCCCACCCUCCCAUCCACACUAAUGGAAGCCCUCCUGUCUCCCAACCCAAUCUGUUAGAAUGGACCUCAGUGUGUCUCCCGUGACAUCACAUGGGGGGGGCGCAACAAGCAGCAUUGGGGAGAUUUGUCCAGUACUGAUUGAGACAAGUUAAACUUCUUUUAAAACACUCUUUGGGGGGGAAACAGAUAUAAUAAUGCUAAUAGGACAUUAUUCUAUAUCCUACCAAAAAGGAUUGGCGAAACCCUUUAAUUAUGUAUUAGAUGUCAUACUGAGCCCUACACAAGUUCCAUCACUGUAGAAGGCAGACCCAGUAUGUGCAGAUUUAGCCACAGAAAAGCAUUAAACCAAACCAACUCCUACUCCCCACGUUGAGACUAACAUAGAGUACCCUUUCUAUGCUACUGGGCAGCUAAGCUGACCCCAGUAGUUUAACAAAUACAAAUAAAGGUUUGCAAAAUACCUUUACUUUCCACACGAUUUCGGCAGUCUCUUUGACUCGGUCUGUCUCCGCCCCAACUCUUCACAGGAGAGACUGAUUUCCCUCUGCAUAGGGUUUAUGUAGCUCCCUAAUUAAUCGACUAUAGCCACCUGAAUUUUAACCCCCUCUAGUCAGGGAACACUGAAAGUGCCAUUCUGGGGCUAAUAUAGCAGUGUUCCCUCACACUGCCACAACAUUUAAAAUGGAUUCUGGAAUACAAUGUGUGGAGCCAGUAUGAUAAGCUUUGCAAAGCCAAGUUCUUAAGUUUGUUUUCAUCGGUAUACCACAUGCGGUAGGAAGACGCGUUGAGAUUUGGUUAUAUACAGAGGUUGGAAGGAAAGAAUAACCGGGAUUGAGUAUGUCCAACUAAAUGGCUUAAUGGUAGAAGUCUUCGUGUGAAAUCUUAUUGAUCAACAAUCCUGCUUAUAAUAUGCCUUGGAUUUUGUAUUUGUAGGUCUCAAGACUAUUCCUACAGCAACAGGGAAAAGGCUGCUUGUGUCUGGCUGGUGGGGUAUUGUUCGUCACCCGAAUUAUCUAGGAGACCUAAUUAUGGCUCUAGCCUGGUCUCUCCCCUGUGGUGAGUUACACAGAAUCUAUAAUGGCAUUCACAGAUACCAUGUUUACUUUGUACUGAACAUAAACCAUAUCUUAUUUAGAGUGAAAAAUAAUGAGAUUGCUCUAAAAAUAUAAAGCAAUUUAUACAAAUAAGUAAUAUGCAUAAAAUACAAACACGCCCGUAUAUGGUCCUUUGUGAGUUAUUCAGCUAGUUUAAUUAUGUAUAUUUAGGAAAAUAAUAUUCCUUUAAAUAUUUAACAUGUCUGUUGUUACAUUUAUGUAACAUUAAACUGACAACCUUCCUCUUUCUUUUUUUAGGGCUCUCUCACAUUCUUCCAUACUUCUAUGUUACCUAUUUCACGGUCCUCCUCAUUCACCGCGAGGCAAGAGAUGAACAUCAGUGUAUGAAGAAGUAUGGCUUGGCCUGGCAGGAAUACUGCCGCAGAGUGCCCUACAGGAUGUUCCCAUACAUCUACUGAUCACUCAGCUGCAUCCUUCCACUGCAGACAAUAUACGUAGCAAGUUUGUCUACAAUGACUUAAACUGGUUAUGUGAACUGAUACUACAUGUAAACAUUUACUACUGAUUUAAAUCGGCCUCCAAACAAGGCAAGAAGGGAUUUAUUUAAAUACACAGUACGGUGCAUCUAGUAACCUUAAGGCUCCUAUUGCAUUUUUUUUUUUGCUUUCAACCAGUUUUCUUCUGAGUGCCUCCUAUGUUCUUUUAAUUAAAUGGACAAACAGCAGUGGGGGAUGUCAGUAAGUUUAUAAGAUGAAGUACAGACAGUGAGGGUAAUCACUCAUUAUGGUAAUGUAUAUCAAAUUCAAGAAUACAGGGAUGUGUGCACUCUAUCUUGGAGAGGGUAAAUGGAAUCUAGAGUUCUUUGGGUACAGUCCAAACUAACACCCUGGGUCUCAAUAUUGCCAAAACUCCACUUUUUCACAUAAAAAAAAAAAAAUCAAUUUCACAUUAUUAUCCAUUGUUGUGUUUACGAGGUCUUUGUUGUGUUUACAAGGUCAAAGGAGAUUUCAACCUUUGUAUAACACUAAAACAAUAGUUAAGUUAUGGAUAACUGUAUGUAACACAUGAUACUCAGUGGAGGUUUUGGCAUGUCACGUGAUCAAGUGUGGUCAAGUUAUAAUAUGUUAAGAACGAACAGAUUUUGCAGUGCUGUACUAAUAAUUUAUUAAGUCAGACAGAUUUAUGAUUGUUUUAAGCAGAGCUGUACUUUUCCAUUUACCUUUAACUUCAUAAUCUUCAAAAUACCAACCAUUGAACAAGACUAAGAUGUAAAGAAUAUGAUGGAGAAAGUAUAGCAUAAAAUGAUUAUAUAUAAGAGUAGCAUUUACUUUUCUUUGUGAUGGAAUCAAAUCAUGAAAAGGCAUUUUAUUAACAUUCAUUUUCAACUCUAUUUCAGUGACAUUAGAGCUGUGAUUUUUCAUUCAUGCAAGCGUAUAAUGUUCUGCCUAAACAGAAACAUUAAUUUGUUUACACUUUGUAUAAAACAAUGGCUUGAACAAUUUGAGGGAAUAUAAUAAAAUGUUUUUAUUAAUAUGCAUGUGGGUAUUUGUUUUUAAGAUACAACAUGCACUUCUCUAUGAUUGGUUAUUUUAUGAUGUUCCCAUAGGUAUACAAGGUAUGUCUCUCUCCCUUUCUUCUAUCUUACUCUAUUUCCCUUAACCCUUGAGUCUCCACACCUUUGUCUUUAUAGCUAUCCUGCCCUGUAUCAUCCCAUUCUACAUACCCAGAUUGUGGCAUGGCAAAGGAUGAUGGGAGGGGCCAUGUCUAUUCUCUUUUAGAGGUGCCCUGUGCUCGCAGUAUGCAAUGUAAUUGUAGAGUAAGGCAGGCUAUAUUAAGGCAAGUGAUGUAAAAACACCACACUGGCAACUUGUUUAUAGCUCCACAGAUAGACUGUGCAUAGAAACAUACAUAAUCUCUGUCGCCCUACAAUCACAAAACAAUGCAUACAUUCAACUCCUGGCCAUCACCCUUUCCUUAAAAUGUACACACAAUGUGACAUAUUUGGACAAAUUAAUGGACUCUAAAUAACCAAGUCGCUACCACUAAUAAAACCUAGUAGUCUACAGUGUAUGUCACCAAUGGAAUAUCUACAGUUCACAAAGCUUACAAUCAGGGGCAUCAGUUUUGACCGCUUCAUUUAUGCCCUUUGUGCUGACAUGCAUAAUCCCCUCAUACAAAUGUCUGACUUUAAAAGUUGAAUAUAUGAAUGACAGUUGGAGGAGUCAUUGUGUAUUUGGAAAAUCAUCUUUAGUGGCAGUGUCCUGGUACAAUCAAGUUCAUACCAUUAAGUAUGGUGCAGACCCACAAAGGUUGCCUGCAUUAGAAUGAUUUGACCAGGAUCCCUAGAGUAUAUAAAGCCUUAUGCUUUUCAUGAGGGUUUUAUAGCUGACAUGUCAUGGACCAAGUUGUCUACUUGCUCAAAAUUCUAUUGAGCAGAUUUAUAGUGCUAGGAAAACAAACUCCUUUUCUUGGAACUAUAGGCUCUUAAGAGCCCCCUUCCUCGAGGCUGAAGGGGGUAAAACCCCUACAUCAGCUCCCGCGUGGAGCCUAAUAGGCGGCUAGAGGCACCUGCACAUUUAAACCUGCCUAUAGGAAAGCAUUAUUCAGUCCUUUCAUAUGGGGAUCUUACUUAAUGCUGGACGUCCAGCAUCAGAGAAGUGCGAUUUACUCAGUGUAAAUAGUGAGAGCGGCCUCUUAUAGCUGCCAGGGAAACAGCCACUAGAGGCUGGAUUAACCCUGCAGUGUAAACAUAGUCUCUCUGAAAUUAUGUUUUCAACUGCAAGUUUAAAACUAGCGGGACCUGGCACCCAGACCACUUCAUUGAGCUGAAGUGGUCUGGGUGCCUAUAGUGGUCCUUUAACUGCUCUAAGUUGAAGCCCAUAAACUAUGUAGCUGAAAGGACUGAAUACCAAUUCUAUAAAUUCAGAGUUUAUGGAAUAAAAUACAAGAGUGAAGAACUUUUAACUGUUCUCUUAAUCACCAAGAAUAUUGUGCAGUAAAUUGCAGUCUGAACAUAUCUUUAUUACAGUAAAAUAAAUAACUCAAAGAAAAAAUGUUCAAUUAAAAAAAAAAAAAAAAAAUAAUAGGUGUGUUUGUUAAUGUCAUGUUGUCUCUGAGCCAACCUCUUCUAUCAGUGACUUUUUCUCAGGAGGUCUUUUUCCACCCCACACUUUUUCAAUUCCCCUUGAUAUCUCAGUCAAUCCAUUGACAUACUGACGGUAUUGUUGAUGCUCUAUUUUGACAGCUUCCGAUAGCAUUGGAAGACAGUCCUCAUUUUCAUUCGCCCAUGCAGCCAGGAACAAACACUUUUUCUUGGCAUUGAAAAUUACAUGUCGCAAAUGCUUGUCCUGGGACACUAGUUUUCGAGCCUUUCCCAGAACACGCGACAUAUGGGCCAAGGCAGCUAGUGGAAAGGUCUUGCUGCCAUCUCCUUGAAGGAUUUUUGAUGUAGCUUCCAUAGCAGAGCAGGCUCCUACCUGGUCUCCACUUAAUAAUGGGUCUGAUGCAACACGCACAGCACUCUGCAGAGCAUGGGCUGUGGAAUUGUAGACCACAUUGGAGCUGAGUGUAGCAGAAACACCUAGCAAUGUCUCAGUGAAAUCCAAGAGUAUGUCUUCAUCACUCAAAUCACCAUUAUGCCGCUGGAGAGAAAAGGCAUAACCAUAAAGAGCAUUCACAACACUGAACUGGACCAACUGGGAAGGGUUUCGGCUGAGUGAAGACAAGGGUGGGAUAGAUAUAAAUGGGAGUGGAAUACCAGAGCAUUUAGGCUGGUUGGCAACUUCUUCAGGUGAAUCCUCCUUUAUUCUUACUCUAGGCUUUCUUAGUACAAGCUGCUUAACAUUUGCAGUACACUCUUCCUUAACAUCCUGCAGGUUGUUUUUUAAACAGCUUUUGUACUGGUGGAUAUUAAUAGUAUCAGGAAGAAUCCCCCUUUGUUCCUCACCCUCUUGGUGAUCUACACUGUUCACUAGGUGACUUGUUGCAAAUGUAGACAUUUCUCCUUUUGAUACAAUCUCCUUUUUUUCUUCAGUACUUGAAUUAAUUAAGCUAUCUGAGGUUACUGACUUGGGGUCAUUUUCUUCUUGCAAGUGGUUCCUUGAGUCAGCUUCAUGAUCUCUAUCUUUUCUAUCACCAGAACUCACUGAAUUUGGAAGCUCCACAAUCUUUGUGUUUUUAAUUUCUGAGGUCCCUUUCUCGGCCACCCACCAUGGUAUCCAUUCAGGGACCAAGGCUCCAAUGUCUCCACUCUUUAAUAGUCUUUUGAAGUCCUCUUUCUCCCUGUCAGAAAGACUAUUCCACAUGGCUGUCUCCACCCCACUGGAAAUGUGAGUGCCUCCUAUGCCAGCCUCUCCCCCACUGUGAGUGUGAGUGCCUCCUAUGCCAGCCUCUCCCCCACUGUGAGUGUUCCUCAUGCCAGCCUCCUCCUCACUGUGAGUGUUCCCCAUGCCAGCCUCUCCCUCACUGUGAGUGUUCCUCAUGCCAGCCUCCUCCUCACUGUGAGUGUUCCCCAUGCCAGCCUCCUUCUCACUGUGAGUGUUCCUCAUGCCAGCCUCUCUCUCACUGUGAGUGUGAGUGUUCCCCAUGCCAGCCUCCUCCUCACUGUGAGUGCCUCCUAUGCCAGCCUCCCCCAGACCCCGGUAAUGGCGUCCUGCUUCCUCCUCCCGUUUCAUUCUGAGCAGGAUGUCCUCCAUUUCCCGUCUCCCGCUGGGCCCCUCCUCCCGCAGCACGCUGAGCACGGCCUCCCGGUAGAAGUCCUCGGAGCAGGCCGUGUGUCUGGGCCCCCGGUAACAGGGCAGGCUGCAGUAAGGGCCGUUACACCGCGGGCACGUGUAUAUCCCAGGCCGGGAGAGGCACAGCGAGCACACCCUGCCAUGGCCGCCAUCCUCCGGGGCAGCGGGGGACAGAGCCGGCUCCGGCGAGCUGCUACGGGCUGGUAACAGUAAAUCAGGACUGGGGGCCGCCAUCUUGAAUCGGCGUUAUGGCAGCUCGCGAG